GUGACGUCAUAGCCAGAGAAGAUGGCGGCUGUGCUGAAGGCGGAAGCGGGGCAGUGCAGGCCGCCUUGCCUUGUGUGAGACUCAUCCUGCAUGGACUCGUCACCAUGAGCAACAAGGAGAUGGUUUCCCCGGAGACAGAGAACAAAGGACAGAGGAAGGUGUUUCUUCCCAACAAGCUGCUCGAGUGUCUCCCUCGCUCGUCCAGCCUGCCUAAUGAGCGGCUCAGGUGGAACACUAACGAGGAAAUCGCUUCUUACCUGAUAUCCUUUGACAGACAUGACGAGUGGCUCUCCUGCACCCUCAAAACCAGGCCGAAGAACGGCAGCAUCAUCCUGUACAACAGGAAGAAGGUGAAGUACAGAAAGGACGGAUACUGCUGGAAGAAAAGGAAGGAUGGAAAGACGACGAGGGAAGACCACAUGAAGCUGAAGGUCCAGGGCAUGGAGUGCCUGUAUGGUUGCUACGUCCAUUCCUCCAUCGUGCCAACAUUCCACAGACGAUGCUACUGGCUGCUGCAGAACCCAGACAUCGUGCUGGUCCACUACCUGAACGUGCCGUCCCUGGAGGAUUCUGGGAAAUGCAGUCCACUGCUUUGCGCGGUGGCCGACCGCCAUGACAGCGUGCGCUGGAGCCGAGACGACCUGCUGAGCCAGCUGAGGCCCAUGUUCCACAGUAUGAAGUGUUCAGUUGGUGCGGGAGAUUUCAGUAUUGAGGAGUUGGUUCAGCAAAUCCUGGACCGACAAAGAACCAAACCGCAGCCGCGCACGCACGCCUGCCUGUGUAACACUGCCCAGGUAUCAUCCGGAGUGAACAUUCCCCACCGAUGUAACAGCACCAAGCAUCGCAUCAUCUCCCCGAAACUCCCGCCCUCUUCCUGUAGGCCGUCCGCCUCGCCGGUGUCCUCUGAGCUGGGGGAGGUGGGGAGAGGAGGAGCGGGAGGAGAAGCCAAACUGCCUCACCUUCAGGCUCAGACCAGCCCGGUCUCGUCGCCCUGCCCCUCGUCCACCUCCUCCUCCUCCCCGCCUCAAUCCCACCGAGCCGCCGUCACCAUGAGCAACAACGGUAACGGUUUCUACGGAGACCGCCACGGCAACCUGACGACGGUGGCGCUGCCACAGAACGCAGUCAUUGUCAUGGCGACUGCUGCCAUAACAGGAGAGGGAGGAGGGGGCGGCGUGGCGAGAGCGGAGGAGGCGGGUCUGCGGAGGAGCCUGUCGUUCACCGGCUCUGGGCAGCUGCUGCUUUCCCCGGCCCUCCCUCCCCCGGGCAUCAAGCCCACCUCCCCUUCCCCUCCAACUUCCUCC
Molecule: messenger RNA, 1304 nt
Organism: Neolamprologus brichardi
Lineage: Eukaryota; Metazoa; Chordata; Actinopteri; Cichliformes; Cichlidae
Source: RefSeq, a predicted model, not a curated record